This is a messenger RNA of Durusdinium trenchii, 405 nucleotides long. The record is from the annotation of a GenBank genome assembly. NCBI's taxonomy places the organism in Eukaryota, Dinophyceae, Suessiales, Symbiodiniaceae.
GAUGCUACAGGCCCCAGCGUGGAUGAGGUCAGCCAGGAGGACUGGCAAACGUCGCGAUGGUUGAAGCUUGCGACAUUGCUGAUGGUCUUCAACUCAAGGGCUGCCACGGUGGUAUCGUUGCUGACCAGCCUACUGGUGGGUGUGCUGCGGGUUUGUGACUAUUUGCCAGACGAGCUUUGGACGACCUCCAUACCCUGUCUGGCGUAUUUGGUGGUAUUUUGCUUCUGGCAGCGGAUGCGAAGUGUUUGCAGGCGGCCACUGAUCGUCUUCCUCGACAGGCUUUGCAUCCAUCAGCAGGAUCAGGAAUUGAAGCAGAAAGGAAUCCUCGGACUGGGGGCCUUUGUGGUUCGCUCUAAAAGGCUUGUCGCCUUAUGGUCUCCGCGCUACUUCAGCAGACUUUGGUGA